Messenger RNA from Drosophila novamexicana, 1445 nucleotides. RefSeq names its product phenoloxidase-activating factor 2. NCBI's taxonomy places the organism in Eukaryota, Metazoa, Arthropoda, Insecta, Diptera, Drosophilidae. The record is from RefSeq and is a predicted model, not a curated record. The coding region runs from base 98 to 1426 and encodes 442 amino acids. Gene Ontology annotation, biological process: proteolysis. The transcript is spliced from 3 exons. Gene Ontology annotation, molecular function: serine-type endopeptidase activity.
CUGAUUGAAUAUAACAAAAGCGAUUCGCGCUUCUCGUUGUUUUGGUGCUGAUUUCUAGUGUAAAUAUCAGUUUUAUCCUGCAGCAUAUAUUUGCAAAAUGGGUCAUUUUUUAAAGAUUCUCUCGCUGCUUAUUCUUGUGGGCGCCUCCUCAGUUUUCAGCAUAUGUCAGAGCGACCAGGUCUGUGUCAUGGAACAACGAUGCAAUGAAACGGAUGACUCCGGACGUGGAAUACUUAUUCCACGGAUUUUGGGUCGCAGUUGCGGCUUCGGACUUGUGUGCUGCGAUAAAGAGCAGCUGGAGAGCUAUGAGGCUGCCAUGACUGGCCAAAGAUUGAGCGUCGAGCCAGAGAAACAAACUCCUGCGACAACUCAGACGCCGCCCUUUGAAUUGGACCUCAUGGAGGACUACAAGAGUUGUGAACUGGAUAAGUUAUGCGUGCCCAGGCACCUUUGUCGAACAGGGAGUGUUAACGAGGACGGGCGAUAUAUAAUUAAGCCACGAAUCGACAACUCCAGCAAUUCUGGAUGUUUAACAUUCGAAAGUUGCUGCCCCAUCGUUGAUCAGUUACAUGAGAGCGAGAAUCCAGUGCGCCGAUCUCUAAAAGACUUCAAGUACAAGGGAUGCGGCUAUAGUAAUCCCGUGGGCCUUUACUAUGAUAUGGAAGGCUACAACGACCAUGAGGCGGGGUACGCCGAGUAUCCUUGGAUGGUGGCAGUGAUGGACAUGCAUGUCAAUUACUUGUGUGGAGGAACAUUGAUACAUCCCCAGGUUGUGCUCACUAGCGCCCACAAUGUGGCCAACCACAGCUUGACCUCUCUGCUGGCCCGUGCCGGCGAAUAUGAUUUGACCAGUCAGCGGGAGCCCCUUCCCUAUCAAGUCCGCCGCCUACGCAACCUGUGGCUACACGAGCUCUUCAAUGACCUGAAUUUUCGUAACGACAUUGCGUUGAUGGUGCUGGAGCAGCCCUUCAUGCUGGCACCACACGUGCAGCCGCUUUGCUUGCCACCUGUGGAGAAUCCACGGCUGCAGGAGGAUCUGCUCAAGGCUAAGUGCUUUGCUACCGGCUGGGGCCAUCGCAACAUUGGCGCUGAUUCUAUGGAGCACAUCCUGAAGCGCAUUGAACUGCCGGUCGUUGAGCAUCAGCAUUGCCAGAAUUUGCUGCGUCUCACAAUUCUCGGCAGGCGAUACAAUCUCCACGAAAGCUUCAUAUGUGCUGGCGGAAUUGAGGGAAAGGACACGUGUAAGGGCGAUGGUGGAUCACCCUUGUUUUGCAGCAUAGCUGGAGAAACCAACCGCUUCCAGCUUGUGGGCAUUGUCUCAUGGGGCAUUGAGUGCGCUAAGAAGGGUAUUCCGGCCGCAUACGCGAAUGUGCCAUAUUUUAGAAGCUGGAUUGAUGAGAAAAUGUCAAGCAUUAAUUUGAAGUAAAAGUACCAUGAAAGCGAAA